Messenger RNA from Neltuma alba, 2225 nucleotides. RefSeq names its product cysteine-rich receptor-like protein kinase 10. Gene Ontology annotation, cellular component: plasma membrane. The record is from RefSeq and is a predicted model, not a curated record. NCBI's taxonomy places the organism in Eukaryota, Viridiplantae, Streptophyta, Magnoliopsida, Fabales, Fabaceae. The transcript is spliced from 7 exons. Gene Ontology annotation, molecular function: protein serine/threonine kinase activity; ATP binding. The coding region runs from base 19 to 2028 and encodes 669 amino acids. Gene Ontology annotation, biological process: protein phosphorylation; defense response to bacterium.
AUAAAAACUCCACAAACUAUGAAAGUCUUCGCCUCGUCUCAUCAAACACCAAUUAAGAACAAACCCUUCUUCAACCUCGCCAUGGUUACUCACAGAUACUUCUUACUCUUCUUCUUUUUUAUCAGUAGCUUCCUCUGUUCUGCUACCAUUGAAGCAUUACGACCUACUUAUCUUUACCACAACUGCUCCACCGCCGGAAAAAGCUUCUCUGCUAAUAGUACCUUCCAAUCCCACCGGACCACCCUCCUCUCCUCCUUAGCUUCAGCCAAUGCCGCCUUCUACAACACCACCGUUCCUGGAGGCAGUGAAGCCAUCUACGGCCUCUUCAUGUGCCGGGGCGACGUCUCCCUCCAGGUCUGCCGCGAAUGCGUCGCUAACGCAACCCAACUGCUACCUUCUGAGUGCCGGUUUUCGAAGGAGGCCGUAAUCUGGUACGACGAGUGCAUGCUUCGCUAUUCCAACACCUCUUUCUUCUCCACCAUUGAUAAAUGGCCGACCGUCGUCAUAUUGAACCCGUACAAUAUCUCCAACUCGCACCAGGCAAGAUUCAAGAAUUUCUUGCUGAAUUUUAUGAAUGAGACAGCAAGUAUGGUGGCGGUGGUGAAAUCUGCGUCAGAGGGAAAGGCGUACGCGAAGAACCAAGCUAAUUUUCAGUCUCAAACUGUAUACAGUCUAGCUCAGUGCACGCCGGAUCUACGGCUUGAAGAUUGCAGAAGUUGUUUGCGUGGUGUGAUUGGGAACAUUCCGUUGUGUAGUGAGGGGAAGAUCGGAGGAAGAGCUGUGAAUCCCAGCUGCAACAUUCGCUAUGAGAUGUCGCCGGCACUGGCCAGGGCUCCGGCUCCGACGCCUAGACGGCAUCAUCAUCCUCGACCUCCAGCAAGGACAAUUGUGAUAAUUGUGGCUUCUCUUUUUGUUGGCGGGGCAAUUUUUUAUUCGGCUUACUAUCUCUUAAAGAUUCGAAUGAAGAAGAGUCAUAGGGCUAUUCUCAGACAAAAGUACUUUGGAAGGGAAAGCACAACUUUAGAGCAUCUGCAAUUUAAUCUGGCUACAAUUGAGGCUGCGACAAAUAAGUUUUCUCAUGAAAAUAGUUUAGGGAGAGGUGGAUUUGGACAAGUUUUCAAGGGUGUUCUUUCAAAUGGUCAAGAAAUAGCUGUGAAGAGACUUUCAAAAAGUUCUGGUCAAGGUGCAGAAGAGUUUAAGAACGAGGUUUUAUUAAUAGCUAGACUCCAGCACAGAUAUUUGGUGGCGUUAUUAGGAUUUUGUAUUGAGGAGCGAGAGAAAAUCCUUGUUUAUGAAUAUGUUCCCAACAGAAGCCUUGAUUACUUUUUAUUUGGUUCCCAAAACAACAGGGUAUUAGAUUGGAUGGAGCGUAGUAAAAUCAUAGGAGGAGUUGCUCGAGGAAUUCUUUAUCUUCAUGAAUAUUCUCGCUUGAAAAUCAUACAUCGCGAUCUCAAACCUAGCAAUAUUUUGUUGGAUGAUGAAAUGAAUCCAAAAAUUUCAGAUUUUGGCCUAGCUAAAAUAGUUGCUAUUAGUGAAAAUGAAGGAAGUACAAAUCGAGUUGUUGGAACAUAUGGUUAUAUGUCUCCAGAAUAUGCAAUGUUUGGACAAUAUUCUGAAAAAUCAGAUGUUUUUAGUUUUGGAGUUAUAAUUUUAGAAAUUAUUAGUGGAAAGAAGAACACGGGUUGCCAUGAUUCACAAUAUGCCGAUGGCCUCUUAAGCUAUACUUGGAAGCAAUGGAGGGAUGACAAGAUGCUAGACAUAUUGGAUUCAAAUAUAAAUGAAUUGGGAUCAUACAAUGAAGUGAUCAAGUGCAUUCAAAUUGGUUUAUUAUGUGUUCAAGAAAAUCCGAAUACAAGGCCCUCCAUGGCUACAGUUGUUUCAUAUCUUAGCAAUGAUUCUAUUCAAUUGCCAUCACCACAGGAACCUGCUUUCUUUUUGCAUGGCCAACCAGAGCCUAUUAUCACCAGUGCGAGUGGAGAAUCAUGCUCUUUUUAUGAAGCUUCUAUAAGUGAAUUCUUCCCUCGCUAAAGCAGUUCUUAUACAAUCAGGCUUUUGGUUGGUAUUUACAAGAAAUGAAGAGAUAACUUUCAAUGAUUCCCAUCAAUACACAAUAUUUGUACAUUAUGUUCCUAAGGAAUAUUUAUUCUUCCCUCAAUUAGGGGAUGUAAUUGAGUUUGUUUUGCUUGGGUAAUGGAAAUGAGAUUUCAUUCAUAUAGAAUAUCCAA